AUGUACGACCCGACCUCCACAGUCUCGGCACCCCCGCCGCGUUAUCUGCUCGAGUCCGACAGCUCAGAUGAGGAGGGCCAGGGGCAGUACGGCAUGGAGGGCGUGCGUGCGCCGAAGCUCCGUGUGUCGGCUCCGGAGAUCUCGCUGCGUGCGCUCGGCGAGUUCAAGCCUCCGCUGCAGGUCGAGAACGCCGUCGUUGGCGUAGGUCAGGCAGGAAGCUACCUCCUCAGGAGUACUGGUGGGCGAGCGAAGCCCCUGUUCAGUAUCGAGGCCGAGGGAGAUCGACUCGGCACUGCUGUUCAGCUCGAGGGCGGGGAGCUGCUGGUUGCUGUGAAGGACGGACAGGACUGGGACGUCGUGCGCAAGCUCCUCGACAACGUGCAGGCUACCAGGUGGACGAUCGUAUCGACGUACCUCCCCGCACUUUACAUCCCGGAGGAAGGCGAGGAAGUCAACCAGCCCUCUGUUCGCGCACUUCCUCCGACCGAGGGUAUCGCUAGCUACACGGCACCGAACUACGUGACCGGAACCGCUGGCGCUUUCCUUUCUCUGGCUGCUCACCCGGCGUCGAAGCUCGAUGUGUCUCUGCGCCUACUCCCUCUCCCGCUCAGUGGUCUGCCGCGAACAGCGCUGUCAACGCUGCCGAUUAAGGUCAUGCGGCCGUUGUGGACUGAGGCCGACGACGAGCCCUUCCUCGCGCCGGGCAUGGGCAAGCGGCCGACCGAGACGCGGCAGGAGGACACUGGUGGCAUGUACAUGUAG
Messenger RNA from Trichosporon asahii var. asahii CBS 2479, 762 nucleotides. RefSeq lists its product as uncharacterized. The transcript is spliced from 3 exons. Lineage: Eukaryota; Fungi; Basidiomycota; Tremellomycetes; Trichosporonales; Trichosporonaceae. Bases 1 to 762 code for a protein of 253 amino acids. The record is from RefSeq and is a predicted model, not a curated record.